Dentiscutata erythropus is the source of this 645-nucleotide messenger RNA. Lineage: Eukaryota; Fungi; Glomeromycota; Glomeromycetes; Diversisporales; Gigasporaceae. The record is from the annotation of a GenBank genome assembly.
AUGGCUUUUUAUGAAAAGAUUUUAUUAUCAAAACAACGAUUCUCUGUUACUUCUGAUGGGGUUGAUAGUGUUCAUCGACCUAUUUCUCCGAUCUCUCCUCCGAUUUCUCCUCCGAUGACACCGCCUCCACCUUAUUCUCCGAUGCCACCAACUUUUAUUCCAAUUCAUCCGCCUCAAAAUUUAUCUAGAGUUGUGGUUAGAAUGCCUCAGCCUCAGCAACCACCACGUAGACGCAUUUCUUCAAAAAACAAUUUUGUAAAUGAUUAUAAUAACGGUAUCAAAAACGACUUUAAAUACCAUAAAUAUCCUCAAAAUCAACAAAACCAACAAUAUUCACAUAAAAGAAGGCAACAAAAUCAUCAUCGUCAAAGACAACAAUACCAUCAGAAACGUGGUAAUGAAUUUAAUCAGGUGUUCAUUCCUGUACAAGUUUGUACCCCUCCCAAUGGAAACAAUGUUAAUCAAAAGGUUCAACAAAUCUUAAUUCCAAUAUCCACUUCUCCACGUCAUGGUGUUGUUCAUGGUGGUAAUCAUCAUGGUCAAUUUAUACAUAUUCCACCUCCUCCAAGAUACUCUCCUGGUUUACCUCCUCCUAAUCAAUUUCAUCUUGUGAAAUUGGUCAAAAAUCCCGUUAUGAAUUGUUGA